AUGAGCCGUGCAAGACCUCUCCAAGGCAGUUGUAAUUGUGGUCGCAACCACUAUAUCGUCACUGUCCCUCGAGAUGCCGCUGAACAGGCUGUAGUCUACUUCGACAACAGCAACGAAAGCAGAAGAAGUCAGGCAACUCCUCUGACAGCAUGGCUCCGGGUUCCAUUGACAUGGUACUCUUCAGCCACAACAUCGUACUUCCCGGAUGAAUCACACGCCUCAAUUCGGAGGAUAUUCACGCCAUUACACGCCCCAUCAUCUCAGCGAGUCUUCUGUGGCUAUUGUGGAACUCAUCUCUCGUUCUGGACCGAACAUCCACCCGAAGAAGCAGAGUACAUGAACAUAACGCUGGGCAGUCUUUUGAACGAGGAUCUCCAGGCGUUGCAAGAGCUGGACUUACUACCCGACACUGCAAGCUCAGAAGGCACGGACGACAACGAACAAAUCACCAUGUCCGGAGGUUUGGGACAGGAUAACAGCAACGCGGUGGAGACAUCAACAAAGCAAAAGAUCCAACCAGUCAUACGCACGCAGCGGAGUGGCAGGACUGCAGGUCUGAUGUGGUUCGAGGAGAUGCUAGACGGAAGUCGACUUGGCCGGGUUCAGAACACCAGACGAGGGGCUGGGGUCACCAAUGAUGGGUCGACACGGGUCGAAUGGGAAGUCUCGGAAUACUUUGACGAGGGAAGUGGAGCACCUGACACACCUACCAGCUCCAAGCGCAAAAUAGACGAUGUCGCUCAGGAUGACGAUGUGCGAAUGCAGCACUGA
Messenger RNA from Cladophialophora yegresii CBS 114405, 771 nucleotides. RefSeq lists its product as uncharacterized. Bases 1 to 771 code for a protein of 256 amino acids. The transcript has 2 exons. The record is from RefSeq and is a predicted model, not a curated record. Lineage: Eukaryota; Fungi; Ascomycota; Eurotiomycetes; Chaetothyriales; Herpotrichiellaceae.